AUUGUCUGGAUGGUCUGUAUUUAAUCCUGUGGUGGCUGCGAGAUUGAAUACUCCCGCAUUAUCGAUUUUUUGAGAUUCAGUCCCGAGCAUUGUUGAUAUAUAACUUAUAACAAUCGGGUCAACACACUGAACAAACCCUCUGUCUUUGGGCUGGCUCUAACUAUCUCUGCUGGAGGACAGCAAAUCUUCUGGGAACGGUGUAAUAAUUUUGUGACACCUCUACUGAGACUGGUGAUAAUUGGGACACCAUGGAGGUCACGAAUACCCCUUCCGGACAGCCUACGCGGGUUAAAUCAAAUAAGCCCCAAGAUUUUAAACCCCGACUUCUUUUGAUGGGACUCCGUCGGAGCGGAAAGUCAUCUAUUGCUAGCGUUGUCUUUCAUAAGAUGCCCCCGAACGAAACCCUAUUCCUAGAAUCCACCACACGCAUCCAGAAAGAUUCAGUCCACUCGUUUAUGGACUUUCAGGUGUGGGAUUUCCCUGGCCAGUUCGAAUAUCUUGAGUCGUCAUUCGAUCUCGAGGAAAUAUUCGGAAGCCACGGUGCUCUUGUUUGGGUUAUCGAUGCUCAAGAUGACUACCUAGAGUCUGUUGCUCGGCUCAACCGCACCAUCCUGACAGUCCAGCAGUAUUAUCCCAAUAUUAACAUCGAAGUAUUCAUUCACAAGGUGGACGGACUCUCCGAAGAGUACCGCACGGACACAUUCCAAGACAUUGUCCAGCUUAUCUCUGAUGAGCUCAGCGAUGCUGGAUAUGAGAAUGCACCUGUCCACUACUAUUUAACCUCAAUCUACGACUACUCGGUUUUUGAAGCUUUCAGCAAAGUCAUUCAGAAACUCAUCCCCAACCUGUCUACUCUGGAGAACCUGAUCAACACCUUAUCAAACAAUUGCGGCUUUGAGAAGAGUUAUUUGUUUGACGUCCUGAGCAAGAUAUAUAUUGCCUCUGAUACUCGACCUGUCGAUAUGUCCUGUUACGAGAUGUGUUCGGAUUAUAUCGAUGUAAUCGUAGACAUCUCUGAGCUUUACUCUUGGGAUCACCCUGACCGCAAGCCAAAAGGCGACCAGAACCAGGAAGCUGAGAGUCAUGUUGCACUACAUGAUGAAACUAUGAUCCAUCUAAUGGAAAUGAACAAGUAUCUCUGCCUCGUCUCUGUCAUCCGCAAUCCCGAGGCCAGGGAAAAGAAGGGUCUAAUUGAUAUGAACUGUCGCACAUUCCAACAAGCCCUGAAUGAUGUGUUUUCUCGCAGCUGGGAACAGGAGCAGGAAGCAGAACACAGCCAGGAUUCAGUGGAACAACCGCAUGUGGGCGAGCCGCCCACAAACAACUUUUUGACCUUAUGAUUACCAUUACUAAAAUGCUUCCAUGUUACUUAUCUCUACUUCUGAUAAGAGAGCCUCCGGCUCGGUAUUUCCCGAGCUAUUCGUCUACUUGGGCUUGAUAGCCGGCGGAGUGAUGGAUUGAAUUGGCGAAACUCUGGAAACAUGAGG
Molecule: messenger RNA, 1487 nt
Organism: Aspergillus versicolor CBS 583.65
Lineage: Eukaryota; Fungi; Ascomycota; Eurotiomycetes; Eurotiales; Aspergillaceae
Product: GTR/RAG family Ras-related GTP-binding protein
Exons: 6
Coding region: 249-1340 (363 amino acids)
Biological process (GO): positive regulation of TOR signaling; regulation of autophagy; cellular response to starvation
Cellular component (GO): fungal-type vacuole membrane; nucleus; Gtr1-Gtr2 GTPase complex
Molecular function (GO): GTP binding; GTPase activity
Source: RefSeq, a predicted model, not a curated record